AUGGCAAAGGAGUCUAUUGAUAGCGGCCUGUCAAGUGAACAAUCGCAGACCUCUCGUUCUAACUACCCCACUAGACAACAACAGCCUCACUUACCCAUCCCUCUUCAUCAUCAACCGUCUGCAGAAAGGAUUACCACGCAGACGCAUGCUGUCGUGAAUUCGAGUAAUUAUCGAAUGUUCACUGGUGGUGGAAUAAAUCCUAAUAAUGGCCAGAAUCCUCCGCCCAUCAACAAUACUACCACAUCCACAGCAACGGGAACUAAUCUUGGAGCGUCAGCUUCUUCGACGGCCCUUUUCUCCCGAUUUCCUUCUCAGGCACUUCCAAGGGUUCACUUCGGUGAUCCAAAGGGGCGAAAACCUAGAUUCCGAGAACCCUCGGAUUGCACACGAAUUCGGGUCCCACCUCCGUUUGUCCGGAGUCUUUCCUCAAAAGUAUUCGACCUCACGGACGGAUUAUCACCCCCACCGGUACAACAACCCUCAAGUCCACAACACGAGAUGGUCUACCACCAGCCUCAACAACAUAGAGAUACCCUUAUGGAUAAAGGAAUACAAUGUGAACCGGAAUCUGGUGGUUCGGCUCGAAAUCAGCCACACUCUAAUCCCCUCUUGUCAGCCUUAUUGGCAGCUGCGAAUGCCACGGUUAAUACCCCCUCAGGAUCAGGGGAGGUGGAUCCGGGGUUUAGGAGAAAGCCUCAAUUUAGAUCAGGAACACUGCCCUACUGGUCUGACUCCGAAGUCAAUGCGUACGAUUCUCUGGACACUUAUUCUGCUGCUCCACAGAACACUAUUGGAAUUGUUGGGGGUGGAAAUAAAGCAUAUCCAUCAGCUAGUUUUGUUGCUGCGGCAGCCACCGCUGCAGCAAUGGCACUGGCAGCUGUACAAUCGACGUCAAGAGUACCGGCACCAAAAACGACCUUGGACCCCUCCUUGGGUACACCUAUGUCAAGGGCAAGUCUCCACUUGGAGGACUUGACCCCCGAAAGUGUCGCAAUGCGGAGUUUAACUGGCCAGUUCGCAGACACCUCCUUAUACGCACGAUUUCCCACCGCUACUGGUAGUGGUGUGGACCAAAGAAAAUCUGUAAAUUUUGAUGCAACCUCCCUCCAAAAACUUCCCGAUUUUUAUGGAAAUCCGGGAGUCGAUAUAACACAGUUUCCCCCUCCACCUGCUCCCAAUCCGCAAUUAAUGGAUAAAAAUAACCAAAAGAUUAGUAUUGGUCCUCAGUAUUUUCAUGAACUCCCAGGGAGCCAAAUACGGUAUUCAGUGAAUGAAGAGUCUAGUUUAAUGCAGCCUCCUCAUUUCUUAACUGGUGCGAUAGCUGGAAGUAGUCAAGAACGUACUCUAUCAGGAACUACCGGACCCAGCAGCGUUUCACGACCUCAGCUUCCAUCCAAUUUCAAUUCCGCGCAAUUCAAUUUUCUUUCUAGUGAACCCUAUCCAAGCCUUAGCCAACCACAAAGACAACCAAUUCAAACACAAUCACCUGUUCAUGAACCCACUUCACCCCGUUUUCGGCAACAUUCUCAUCUUGAUGGUGGUGACAUUUGGAGUGGCGGUGGUCUUCUUGUUACAAAUAUAAUCGCUGCAAGUGGUCUGAAGACAGCACAAAUGCCCUUAAGAGACCUAUACUGUGUCCUUGAAACCGAUUCUAUUCGAAAAGCUCGUUCAAUGAUUCGAACGGGUACUGAUUAUUUCGAGUGGGAUGAGGUAUUUGAAAUGGAGAUUGAAGAAUCCCGAUUUCUCUCCAUUCUCAUCUACCAGUGGGAUGCUAGAACUCGACACAGACUGUGUUUUUACGGGGGAAUUGAUCUGACAAGUAUAACUCAGAGACAAAUUGCAUCAUCUCCGAGUCAAGAAAAUCCAGGAGGAGAAAGUGCGGAAGAAGCCCAACCAUUAACAAGUCCUUUAAUUGCUCGAUCGGGGAUGAGAUUUGAGAAAAUUGCACUGCAGUUAGAACCCAGAGGGGUACUCUAUCUCCAAACGGGAUUUCUGCCGAUGAGUGCGCUUUAUAUUCGACGGAAUCUGUCCACUUCCUAUGAUUCUGCUUUCUUUGGAGUGAGUUUAGACGAACUUAUGUACAGAGAGAGGAUGCUCGCAAGCUUAGGAAUUGUGCCAGACUCAGUAGUGCCCCUGCUGAUAAGGAAGUGUGUGGAAGAAGUCGACAGAAGGGGUACUGAGGUAGUUGGAAUAUAUCGACUUUCCGGUUCUGUGUGGAUGAAAAUGCAAGUGAGGGAUUUAUUUAACCGAACAGCUGAGAAAAUAGCACAAGCGUUGGUAAAACGGAAUGAAAAAGCAGUCAGAGGAGCCUUGGCUGGAUUAGAUUUAUCUGUCGAUGCUGUUCCGGAUAUUCAUGCAAUUACCGCUACAAUGAAGGAUUUCUUCCGUGAGUUGCCGGAACCUCUCUUCACAAACGCCCUCUACCCAAUGGUGUACGAGGCCACACAAGUUGCCGGCCCUGGGGACUCCCACAUGGGCACUAAACUCAUUCUUAAUAUUCUGGACUGUCUUCCAACUUCUAAUCAAGUAGUCGGCAAAGAGGACAAGGACUUUUAG
Rodentolepis nana is the source of this 2556-nucleotide messenger RNA. The record is from the annotation of a GenBank genome assembly. NCBI's taxonomy places the organism in Eukaryota, Metazoa, Platyhelminthes, Cestoda, Cyclophyllidea, Hymenolepididae.